CUUCAGGGGCUAAUGACAGAUACACAGACAACAACAUCUACUACGGCGACUACUACAACUACCUCGACAACACCAACAGAUGUAGUCGUAAAGAAAGUAUUGAACAUCAAUGUUGGCAUUAUGGGACAUGUGGAUAGUGGCAAGACAAGUCUUGCAAAGGUGUUGAGUACAAGCUUGUCGACAGCCGCACUUGAUAAGAGCCCAGCGAGUCAGGAGAGAGGCAUCACUCUUGAUCUGGGCUUCUCUGCAUUCCAGGUCGACCUGCCUCCACACAUCCGCGACGAUCCCUACGUUAUCAAGCAACAAUACAACAAGAUGCAGUUCACAUUAGUCGAUUGUCCUGGCCAUGCAUCACUCAUCAGAACCAUCAUUGGAGGCUCUCAGAUCAUCGACAUGAUGUUCUUGGUCAUCGACAUCACCAAGGGCAUUCAAACACAGACUGCCGAGUGCAUAGUCAUUGGCGAGAUCACCUGUAAGAAGGCUAUCAUCGUCUUGAACAAAGUUGACCAAGUGCCUGUUGACUCGCGACAGAGCAAGAUUGAAAUGAUGUCCUCAAAGUUGCGCAAGGUACUUGAGAAGACAUGCUUCAAAGACUCACCAAUCAUACCUGUGUCGGCGUUUGCCACGCCAGCGACAGAGGGUGGCGCGCAGUCCAUUGGAAUCGACAACUUGAUCAAUAGUCUCUGUCACUUUGUCACACUGCCUCGUCGAGAUGACCAAGGCGCCUUCCUGUUUGAGUUUGAUCACUGUUUCCAAAUCAAGGGACAAGGCUCCGUCAUGACCGGCACGGUGCUGCGUGGCAGUGUCGAGGUCAACCAGAGUGUACACAUACCACAGCUCAACAUCGAGAAAAAGGUCAAGUCAAUGCAGAUGUUCCAUCAGCCCAUCAAGCGCGCCAUUCAAGGUGAUCGCGUUGGCAUCUGUGUCACCCAGCUCGAUGCCAAUCUCUUGGAGCGAGGCUUGCUCUGCACGCCAAAGACCGUGCCCAUGCUCAAUGCUGCUCUCGUGGCCAUCGAGAAGGUCAGAUUCUACAAGAACGAUGUUAAGACCAAGUCACAGUUCCAUGUUACCGUUGGACACUCUACAGUCAUAGCCACGGCCACAUUCUUUGGAAACAAGGUGGCGGUGGAUGCCAACAACAACAACAUCAAUGCGGCAAUGGCCGCGACACACUUGGACGAGUUCAACAGCAAGUUGGAAUAUAGUUAUCAAGACUUCUUGAAUGCGACAUCAGAUGAGUAUCCAAUUGGUUCACAAUUCGCUCUGUUGGUGUUUGAACAUCAGGUGUUAUGUCCUCUGCAGAGUGUCAUCAUUGGAUCAAAGUUGGACGUCAACUUGGACUCUUCUACAUGUCGAAUAGCAUUCCAUGGACAUCUGCUUGAGGGUAUCGAUGUCACCAACAAACAAUACCUAAACGAUCACCUUCAGAUAUACAAGACCAAGUCUAAAGAAGGUUCCGUCGAGAGGAUACACAGCGAUUCCACAUUGAUUGGCAAGAACAUCUUUGGCAAGGACACUGACAUGUCUCCAUUCGUUGGCAUGAGAGUCAACUUUACACUAGACAUCAUUGGUAUCAUUGAAUCACCAUUUGGAAAGACUGGCAAGGUCAAGAUAACCAUCCCCAAUGCAUCGGACAUGGCCCUGAUAAAGGUUGGCGAUGUGUUCAAACUGAACUUGAAGCGAAUGAUUUUCGACAAAGACAAGAAGAACAAACAA
Messenger RNA from Acytostelium subglobosum LB1, 1716 nucleotides. RefSeq lists its product as hypothetical. The transcript has 4 exons. Gene Ontology annotation, biological process: selenocysteine incorporation. Lineage: Eukaryota; Evosea; Eumycetozoa; Acytosteliales; Acytosteliaceae. Gene Ontology annotation, molecular function: GTPase activity; translation elongation factor activity; GTP binding. The annotation marks the transcript as partial. The record is from RefSeq and is a predicted model, not a curated record.